CCUUAUAUGACAGGACAGGUAAAGGGAUUAUCAACAAAAAUGAUUUACUUACUGUAAUGCGAUCACUAGGAACACAUCCGACUACCGUUGAAUUGAAUGCAUAUCUUAAACAGUAUGACAAAGGUGACGGUAAGAUCCACUUUGAUGAUUUCCUGGUAAUGAUGCAUAAGCAGCUGAAGUCAGAAGAUCCUGCCAGAGAGAUACUGGAUGCUUUCAGAAAAACAGACAGACAGAACAGAGGGUUUAUAAUGGCUAAAGAGUUCAAACAUAUUAUGAAAAGUUUUGGAGAGAAAUUAACAACUAGAGAAGUGGACGAAAUUCUCAGAGAGGCUGGAAUUCCACAAAAUGGAUUUGUUAAAUAUGAAGAAUUUGUACGGAUAUUUUUGAGACCUAUUCCAGACUCAAUCCUCCCACCUGCUUGAUGAUUAGGAAUUCAUUUUACUAUGUACAUUGACUGUGACACUGCUACAUUUGAUACAAUUCUAUUCUGGAUAAAUAUACUGUAAAAUACUUUGUUUUAGCUGGAAUUAAUUUUUACUGAAAAGACUUUUUGGGUGUUCGAUAUGGAAUUUAUUUUCACUGAUUUUUGACAGGCUGAAUGUAAAAUAUAGGAAAAAAGGUAUAUUUGCUGGAUUUUAUUUUCACUGAAUUAUUCUUUCAACGAAAAUAGCGAAAAUCAAUUCCAAGUGAAAGUAUUUUACAGUACACCCCUUUCCCUUUUAGUUUUUUAGGCGCCCCUUUGUGGUGAACACUUUAUAGGGAUUAUAAGAAAAUAAAUUCACCGUUUCACUCUAUAAUAGUCUACAGGCAAAAAUGUAAUGUUCUGUCCUAUAUGUUCUGUACAUAUUACAUUUAUCGUUCACUGCUAUGUGCAUGUUUUAUUUGACUCUUCUUGGGAACAGCUUGUUUUGAUGUAACAUGUCUUCAUCCAGGUUUUGAUACUGACUAAAACUAGCCUUGUAGUCUUCUGAACCAGUACACCAAUGUGGUUAACUUCUUGAAUACUAAACUUGAAUAAUAAUUUUAAACCAAAUUUGAAAGUACAUGAACCAAAAUUGCAGAUUAGGUCUGAACAAUGUAGACAGAGUUAAAAUGUGUUAUCUGCCUUUGUUCCAUCGCCUUCUCUCAACAGUAUUGUAGUGGUGCUCAGUGAAUGGCAAAUGAUUGUCAACAUUAUACAUACCUGUAUGUUUAAUUUGUGGUUAAAUGAUGAAAUAAAAAAAAUAAGACCAUCGAACCACCAUUGUAAACAAUCAUAUUGUUCAUCACAAAAAUAUACUUUUAUUUGACCUGCCUUGUUUCUAUGUAAAAUAAACCAGGAAAAAUGAACAAAAUUAUACAAAUUUCAGAUUAUAGGUUGUUUGUAUUUUUCCCUGAUAGUUUGUCAGCAUUAAUGGUAAACCCUAUGAUCUGUCAUUGUUAUCGUACUUCUGUAAUAUAUUCAACAAUGUAAUAUUUUGUCUUUAUCUACAUCUUCUGGCUCUUUGCUUUUAUGACGGUGUGAUGUAAUCAAGCUAUUCUUAUUAAUGAACAACGAAUCUAUUUUAUUAAUAAACUAUUUAUACCAUU
Molecule: messenger RNA, 1569 nt
Organism: Saccoglossus kowalevskii
Lineage: Eukaryota; Metazoa; Hemichordata; Enteropneusta; Harrimaniidae
Cellular component (GO): myosin II complex
Molecular function (GO): calcium ion binding
Source: RefSeq, a predicted model, not a curated record